GAAGGUUAUUAUGACUGAUGAAGAAUAUCAGAUAUGAUUUCUGACGUACUUUUGUCAUAAUGGCCAAUCAGCUCAUGAUGGCGACCGUAACAUUUCUUGAGUGCUGAUCUUAAUUUGAUUAAUUCAUAGCCCUGUCUUAGCAAUUUUUGAGAAAGCAGUAUUUCCUUGUUCAACAAAAUUAACGUACUUUGAGCUAGCUAUAGAGUAUCGUAUCAAUUGAGACACAUAUACUCCAUAUGCUGGUGCGGCUGGGAUGUUGCUACAUAGAAAUGUUUGAAACAACUGUAAGUAGAUAUGUCAUACUGCAACAUAUUGAAGAUAUUUCAAAUAUACAUGUGCAAAAUGAAUUUACACAUACACGUCUAUACAAAUAUAAUAUCCUCAGCCUAAUGUAUUUAGUCAUUUGUUAUGUAUUGUGCUAGAUACACAAUACCGGAAAUAUUAUACUUGUUAUAAGAAUGUGAACCGGAUGUAUUAACGACAAUACAAUACGAAGUUUAUCAUGUUUAUAUGGUUUUAACCUUCCUUCUCUGACCUAGAACUAUGUCGACAAAGACAGACCUACAGACGUUCGCCUCAUUAGUUACUCAAAAUGAUACUGAGGGAUGCAAAGAAAAACUUCUAUCAUUACAAGACAAUACUAAAGAAAAACUAGUAAAUACAAGGAUAAGAGGCUUUAAAACUAUCCUGCAUAUGGCUGCUGAUCAAAAAGUUGUAGAUGAAAUAUGGAGCUUACUUUUACCAUAUGCAUCUGAAAUUAAUUUGUACGAAAAUUGUUAUAAAAGUCCUCUGCAAAAAAUUAUUCCUUAUGCAGAUCAAGAACAAAACAAUAAAUGCUUUACAGUAGGUUUUCCCCGACAAUACAAUCAACUCAAUAAGAUAAGAAGUUGGUUAGAAAUGACAAAAAAUGAGACUAGCCAGAAAGUAAACACUUACAGAAAUCAUUUUCUGUGUAAACUUUGUCGACUUCGAGGAAGUGAUGAAGUUGGCAAUAUUUCACAAACCGAUAUCAUAGAAUUUGCUCGGGAACUUAUACAAACGUAUCAUACCAACCCAAACGGUGACAGUGAACAUCGACCAUUGCUUUGGGCCAUGGAAACAGCUAAUCUUCCUCUACUAUCUCUGUUUUUGUCUUUCGGAGCAGAUGCAAAUUGUAGAGAUGAUGAUGACUUUACACCUUUGUUAUACUCUCAUUGUUUACAGGGAAGUAAUACGAGUCUCGAUAUAGUGCUGUUGUUAGUAAAACAUAAUGCGGACAUUAAUAUAUCAGAACCACAAGGAAUCGUGACAGCUUUUCAUAAAUUAUUGUUACUUUUGACACCUGAAGAACUCAAGAUGUUUAUGGAAAGAUGUUCUCCUAAGAUUAAGUUAUCAACAAAAUGCUGUGCAUUACCACUGCCUCCGAUACACGGAUUGUUGGUUCGAGGCCUUUCUGAUUGGACAAAGAAAAAAUGCAAACAGAUAUCAUAA
Molecule: messenger RNA, 1470 nt
Organism: Mytilus trossulus (common blue mussel)
Lineage: Eukaryota; Metazoa; Mollusca; Bivalvia; Mytilida; Mytilidae
Exons: 2
Coding region: 544-1470 (308 amino acids)
Molecular function (GO): protein binding
Source: RefSeq, a predicted model, not a curated record